Molecule: messenger RNA, 1023 nt
Organism: Mytilus trossulus (common blue mussel)
Lineage: Eukaryota; Metazoa; Mollusca; Bivalvia; Mytilida; Mytilidae
Exons: 5
Coding region: 1-1023 (340 amino acids)
Source: RefSeq, a predicted model, not a curated record
AUGGAUGGACACAACACAGAAGAUGUUAAUACAUUAUCUAUUGAAAUCAAAGGUAACGUUUCAGGGAUACUUGGAGAGAAUGGGACAGAAAUAGAAUGUUCAUACACAAGGGAAAACGUUCGUUCGAUUAUCAGAGUUGAUUUCAAUGCUUUCAACAGAAGUAGUGUAGCGUUUGAAACAAUAGCAGCUUAUUUGCCAGAAGAUAUUUCAACACUUCUUCCACAAGGACAAUAUUUAAAAGGAAGAGUGACACUGACGAGAAUAACACAAUCUUCAACGAAGGCAAUUAUGCUCUUCAAUAAGCUCAUGUGUAUAGAUGGCACAUUAUAUAAAUGCAAAGUUACUUAUACUGAUGAUUCUUUACUCAGUCACACGGAUACGUCAGGCAACAUGAGCAUCCAAGUAGAAGUUUCACCGUCAAAACCUGAGAUUAUUGAAUUUUUGAAUCGACCACUGACAUCAAAACCUGUUAUAACUGAGGGUUAUAACGUGACAUUUGUUUGCUCUGGUGAUGUUGGAAGACCGCCUGCGAAAUUGAUUUUCCAAAAUUAUCGACGUGAUCAUAUUUUACCCAUGAACUAUACACCCACUAGCACAUCAGUACAUGAGUUGCCUGAAAAUUGCUCAUACUAUCGUACAAGUGACAUCACAUUCAUGGUCACUUCUGAGGACAACCAGGCAGUGAUACAAUGUAUUGUAGUAUCAUCUCUUACAGAAGGGAAUAUGUAUGUAGAACUAGCGCCAUUAGAAGUGAACUCUGUCAUUGUGGUUGGUACAGUGUGUGGAUCAAUAAUAUUUGUUCUUUGUGUGAUAUUACUUGGAGUUUUACAGAACAAGAACAAAACUCUCAGUUGUUUUUUAACAAGAAACCACAAUGACAGAUCAUUAGAUUAUGUUAAUACGCCACAACAGCAAGAUCCGUCAUUGUAUGAAGGAGUUGACCAUGGUUUAGAUGUACACAACUAUGAGCAACUCGCUAGGAGGGAUCAUUUGAACAAUAAUGCUUACUUAAACAAUGAUUAA